This is a messenger RNA of Funneliformis geosporum, 203 nucleotides long. The record is from the annotation of a GenBank genome assembly. NCBI's taxonomy places the organism in Eukaryota, Fungi, Glomeromycota, Glomeromycetes, Glomerales, Glomeraceae.
AUGUCAACAUUUUAGGAAUGGAAUACUUGAAAGCUUCUGGAUCAAAUCUUAGCAUAGCCAUCACCAACGAUUAUAAAAAUAUUUCUUUAUACUUUGAUUAUGAUAAAAAUGAAAUUAUAUCUCAAUUAGAAAGUAUUAUUCAAGUAGAUCCUGAUAUUCUAAGCAAAGUAUCUGGACUUGUUUUACUUGUUACAAUUGUUUAG